GGUUUGGGGUUAAUCCAAAAGUUGCCGGAAAAGGUCGAACUGUCUCCCAUUCCUCCAGAAACGCUGGCCGAACACUCCGUUACGCGUGUUGGCAUGUUGAGUGUCACCUCAACCAAGUUUUGGAGCCUCCAGAGAGGCUCAAUGCGUUGGUCCUCACAUUUCUUAAUCAGUAACUCACACGCUGGGUGGAAGUCUGUGUGAGGGGAUGGAAGGAUACGUCAGUAUCUCUUCGUUCCCUGAAUGGGCUAAGUUGAGUACUGAUGUGGGUUCAAAGGAAGAGAUGCAGAAGUUGGCCCAAGUACUUAACAGAUUGGAGAGGAAUUGGUUUUUUUUUACUUCAAGAUUUCGGGAGGGGCACGAGUUCGCGAAUGAUUCGGUUGCACUUUGGCGUUGCAUCACUCCAGAAUCUCCGUUUGGUAUUCGCCGAACUCGGACGAGCACUCGCUGUGAUCAAACAAAGUGUCGAACUCUGGCGUGGGAUAGCUGCCGUCCAUCCGACAUCAUCAUACUGUACAACCCCACUUCUCUACGGGAUCUCGAAAUUACACUCAGCAAUCUCGGAAAGCAUUCGGAGGCUCUCCCAAUCAAUGUCAAACUCUGCCGCGAUCUACUAGUUUCCGUUGAUCAGAUAUCCCACACCCCGACUCUGGCGUUGUCACUGCGGAGACUCAGUGUUUCACUCACUGACCUUGGAUGAGGUUCCGAGGCGUUACCAGUGAUGAAAGAAAGCGUCAAAACUUUGGCGCGAACUAGUUACCGUUAAUCCGACAUCACACACACACCGAAUUUGGCACACU
This is a messenger RNA of Cantharellus anzutake, 797 nucleotides long. RefSeq lists its product as uncharacterized. Lineage: Eukaryota; Fungi; Basidiomycota; Agaricomycetes; Cantharellales; Hydnaceae. The record is from RefSeq and is a predicted model, not a curated record. The transcript has 2 exons. The coding region runs from base 206 to 697 and encodes 163 amino acids.